Heterocephalus glaber (naked mole-rat) is the source of this 3482-nucleotide messenger RNA. It is a transcript of the gene Thbd, whose product is annotated as thrombomodulin. Gene Ontology annotation, cellular component: membrane. NCBI's taxonomy places the organism in Eukaryota, Metazoa, Chordata, Mammalia, Rodentia, Bathyergidae. The record is from RefSeq and is a predicted model, not a curated record. Gene Ontology annotation, molecular function: calcium ion binding; transmembrane signaling receptor activity.
GCGUCCCGGGAACCCAGCGAUCGGACGCCGCCCCGGCCCUUCCCACUGCACUUCCUUCCUUUUCCCGAACGUCCAGGAGGGAGGGGGCCGCGCGUUUAUAAACCAGCCCGGCCGCGGGGCAGGGCAGAGCUGUGUUUGCUCCGGGACCCACUCCGCGUCCUUCGCUCCGCCUCCACCCGCGGGCCCCAGCCUCGCGCGGCAUGCUCGGGGUGCUGUUCCUGGGCGUGCUGGCCCUGGCCGGCCUGGGGCUCCUGGCGCCCGCAGACCCGAGGCUCAGUGGCAGCCAGUGUGUGGAGCGCGAGUGCUUCGCGCUUUUCCACGGCCCUGCGACCUUCACCAACGCCAGCCAGGCCUGUGAGCGCCUGGGAGGGCACCUGAUGACCGUGCGCUCCUCAGUGGCUGCCGAGGUCAUUUCCCUGCUCCUGAGUGGCGACAGCGGAGUGGGCCCGCGCCUCUGGAUUGGCUUGCAGCGCCCGCAGGGCUGCGGGAAUCCUGGGUCGCUUGGGCCCCUGCGCAGCUUCCAGUGGGUGACAGGAGACAACCACACCAGCUACAGCAGGUGGGCGAGGCCCGACGGCGACGGUGCACCCUCCUGCGGCCCGUUGUGCGUCGCGGUUUCGGUGGCAGCCACGGGGCCUAGCGACCCAGGCUGGGAGGUGCAGCCAUGCGAUGCCGAGGCGUCCGGCUUCUUGUGCGAGCUGCACUUCGACGCCUCCUGCAGGACCCUGGUGGUGGAGGCCGGCGCGCGCCGCGUCUCUGUCGCCUACAGCACCCCGUUUGGAGUGCGCAGCGCGGACUUCCAAGCGCUGCCUGUGGGCAGCUCAGCGGCGGUGGCGGCGCUCGGGCUGCAGCUAGAGUGCGAGGCUCCGCCAGGGGCCGCGGAGGGGCGCUGGGGGCGUGAGGCGCCAGGCGCCUGGAACUGCAGCGUGGAGAAUGGCGGCUGCGAGCAUGAGUGCAACCAGAGCGCAGGGGAGCCGAGCUGUCUCUGCCCCCAUGAAGCCAUGCUGCAAGCAGACGGGCGCUCCUGCGCUGCCUUGGCCGCGCCCUCCUGCAAGGACAGCCUCUGCGAGCACUUCUGCGUGAGCGACCCGGUUACACCUGGGGCUUAUUCCUGCAUGUGCGCCGCCGGCUACCAGUUGGCGGCCGACCAACAUUCGUGCGAGGACGUGGACGACUGUGCACAGGUGCCCAGCGUGUGCCAGCAGCACUGCGUCAAUACCGAUGGUGGCUUCGAGUGCCUCUGCUAUGAGGGCUAUGAGAUGGUGGAUAGCGAGUGUGUGGAGCUGCUGGACCCCUGCUUCGGGUCGAACUGUGAGUACCAGUGCCAGCCCGUGGGCACGGACAAGUACGAAUGUAUCUGCGCUGAAGGCUUCAUUCCCAACCCAAAGGAGCCAUACCGCUGCCAGAUGUUCUGCAAUCAGACCGAGUGCCCAGCUGACUGUGACCCCAACAACCUAAACAUCUGCUACUGCCCUGAAGGCUUCAUCCUGGAUGAGGGUAACUUGUGUGUGGACAUCGAUGAGUGCCAUCAAGGUGACUGUGGCCGGCACGAGUGCCACAAUUUCCUGGGCACCUACGAGUGCAUCUGUGGGCCGGGCUCCCCCCUUGAGGGCCAGGUGAGUCUGGACUGCGACUCUAUCCCCAAUCCUAACCCCAGCAAGGGGAGGGAAGAGGAUAUCCUGGCGGAGGAUGGCUCUGGGGAGGAUUCCACCAGCUCGACUCCAGGCCCCACUCUGAGCACCCAACCUGCAGGGCCUGUGCAUUCCGUCGUGCUCAUAGGCACCUCCAUCGCCACCCUGUCCCUUGUAGUGGCGCUUCUGGCACUUCUUUGCCACCUGCGCAAGAAGCGGGGUGCAGCCCGUGCAGAACUGGAGUACAAGUGCGGGUCACCGGCCAAGGCUGUGGCCUUGCAGAAACUCUGAGGGACUGCAGGGUGCAGGAGCCUCUCCUUCCUGUGUGUCCCUCCUCGGUUGGUUCCCUGGCUGCUCAGAAGCACCCUGGCUGCCACCUUGAGAAGACCCUCCUCAUUCUCUACAAGGGGAGCCCUGAGGCUAAAAGCCAAGAUAUUUGGGCAGAGAGUACAAAUUUACCUUGAAGACAGACUGCCAAGUGACCCGGGCCCCCACAUAGCUGUGGGAAGGGUGAGCGCUACUGCUCUUUAGCUUUAAGGACAGACUCCUGCCACAGGACUGGCAAUGACUGAGAUAAUUAUUUUUUCAAAUAUUUAGCUUUUUGCCUCUUUCCUUUUCCCCCUUACUUGUUUGUCUUCAAAACUCACUUGGCAAGGAAUCCUUCUUCUGUUGGUCUGGCGCAAUCUCUCUUUCUACAUAUACUCCACCUACUUCUUAGCUCUUAGCUGUCUAUUCAAGCAGAACUCCUACGUGAGACAGAAACAAAAACACUAAAACCCAAAAUAGUUGCACAUUUUCUUUUUUGCUAGCUUUGCUAAUUUAUUUAUCCUGAAAUUUCAGGCUUCUAGAGCAAAGUAGUUUUAACAGAGUUUAAUAGGUGAUCGUUAACUUAAUGUUGCUGGACUGUCAUAGACAUUAAAUCCAAGGAGUUUUCUAUCUUUAGUUUUUAAACAAUGAGCCUGGGUUUUAUUAUUGUUUUGAUUUGAAUGACAAAGUAGUAAUUGUUAAGUGUCUUACCCAGUUUCCUUUAUUGCAGUUAAAUCUUGGCAGUGUUGAAAUGUUCUGAUGCUUGCUCUAGACUAAGAGAGAAGCACCCCCAGGAGAUAAGCUAAGAAAGUUUUGAGCUGCCUGCUUCAGGCCAAUUUGACUCUCAACUGCUCUGUUUACUUGUUCACUUGUGUUCCAAAAUAAAAGCCGCCCCCCUGGUUUUCCAGGGGACUUGGAGCCCAGGAUGGGGCAAGCAAUCAGGGGCUUCCUUACUGCAGCCAUGAAGAAUGUCACCUGCUUCAGAGGGACCUUCUAGCCCUGGCCACUGGCUUGUGGUCCCUGGGCAAGAUCAGAGCUCCUGUGGGAGCCUGAGAGAUGGGCAGAGUCCUGAGCCCCGCCCUCUCCAGCUCACCAGAAACUGCAUUUUAAUAAGACCUGCAGGGGCUUGUCUGUGCAGUCACUUGAGGACAAUUGUUCUAGACCAUUUCCAGCUUUCUGGAGAACAUUACAUAUGGGUCAGUAAUAAGUAGCGGGGCAAGACAGGCCCUCAAUUCUUAAGAAACUGAGGAAUUUUCAUUGUACAGCUUUCUUCUCUGGUAGAAAAGAUUAGGUACACACCACUGGAUGUUGUUAUACAGGUUCAAGAAGGGCCUUGGUUGGACUAAUCUAGGUAUGAAUCCUGCCCCAGUGAAGGGAAAAACUAUACCAUGUAAGUGUAUCUUUGUAAGGCAAAGGUUUUCCUCUACUGUGUUGUAAACUCAGCAUGUUUGUACAUAGUUAUUUAUUGGAGUUAAACUAGAACACAGGCAAAACCCUUGCUUAUGAUGUCACUUGUACAAAAUAAACACAUUACAGUGUGCUCGA